AUGGGCUACGGCUACGGCAACGAGGACGAGGAGGACGACCGGCCGGAGAAGCCGCGGCGGUACGGGGUGACGGAGAUGCGGAGCCCCUUCUACUCCUUCCGCCCCGCAAACCAGGCGCUCCAGGAAAUAUUGGAUUCUGUAAGUCCAUUUGUUGAUGGUUUGAAGUUUUCUCGAGGAUGCCAUAGUUUGAUGGGAAAGGAGUUGGUUAGAGAGAUCACUGAUCUAGCACAUAAGCAUGACAUUUAUGAAUGCAAGGCCUUAGGGUUUGACACAAUUGAGCUGAAUGCUGGAUCUCUCAACCUCCCUGAAGAAGCUCUGUUGAGGCUAGUCCGCCUCAUCAAGAGUAGUGGUUUGAGGGCAAAGCCAAUGUUUUCAGUGAAGUUUGACAGUUCUGAUAUUCCAGCAUCUCGUGAUAGGGCCUUUGGGGCGUACAUAGCUCCGGUCAAGGAGAAGACCUCAGAAAGAGUUGAAGAUGUUGACCUGCUGAUUAGGAGGGCAGAGAGAUGCUUGGAAGCAGGCGCAGAUAUGAUCAUGAUCGACGCCGAUGAUGUUUGCCAGCGUGCUGAAUCUCUGAGGACAGACAUCGUCGCCAAGAUUGUAGGCCGGCUCGGGCUUGAUAAAACCAUGUUUGAAGCUUCCAACCCCAACACCUCAGAGUGGUUUGUCAGACGAUAUGGCCCAAGGGUAAAUCUCUUUGUCGACCACUCUGACGUGAUGAAUCUGGAGCGCCUGCGGGGCUUCAACAUGCACCGAAGCAACUUGGCCUCUCGUUAUGCCUCGCCUUUCUUCCUGAUGUAA
Molecule: messenger RNA, 798 nt
Organism: Miscanthus lutarioriparius
Lineage: Eukaryota; Viridiplantae; Streptophyta; Magnoliopsida; Poales; Poaceae
Source: the annotation of a GenBank genome assembly